Pseudopipra pipra is the source of this 729-nucleotide messenger RNA. RefSeq names its product gastrula zinc finger protein XlCGF49.1-like. Bases 1 to 729 code for a protein of 242 amino acids. NCBI's taxonomy places the organism in Eukaryota, Metazoa, Chordata, Aves, Passeriformes, Pipridae. The record is from RefSeq and is a predicted model, not a curated record. Gene Ontology annotation, molecular function: RNA polymerase II cis-regulatory region sequence-specific DNA binding; DNA-binding transcription factor activity. The transcript has 3 exons. Gene Ontology annotation, biological process: regulation of transcription by RNA polymerase II.
AUGGAAACUGCACACCCAGAAUAUUGGCACAACAGAGGAAUCCAGUUGUCAGAAAUGAUGGCAGAGGAGGCGUGGAAGGAGGAAGCAUUUGCACACCAAAGCACAGGGCACAUCCACACCGGGGAACGUCCCUACAUGUGUGGGGAAUGUGGGAAGAGCUUCAGGCAGAGGUCCAACCUCCACACCCACCAGGGCAUCCACAGUGGGGAACGGCCCUACACAUGUAGGGAAUGUGGGAAGAGCUUCAACCAGAGCUCCAACCUCCGCACCCACCAGGGCAUCCACACUGGAGAACGGCCCUACCCGUGUAUGGAAUGUGGGAAGAGCUUCAGGGACAGCUCCCACCUGAUCGAACACCAGCACAUCCACACCAGAGAACGGCACUACACCUGUAGGGAAUGUGGGAAGAGCUUCAGCCAGAGAUCCACCCUCCUCCAACACCGUGGUGUGCACACUGGGGAACGGCCCUACACGUGUUGGGAAUGUGGGAAGAGCUUCAGUUACAGCUCCACCCUCCACAUCCACCGACUCAUCCACACUGGGGAACGACCUUACAAGUGCUUGGAAUGUGGGAAGAGGUUCAGGACCAGCUCAGAUCUCCUCAGGCAUGAGCAGACACACACGGAUGAGAGGCCCUUCCGCUGGGAGAGGCCCUACAAGUGUGGGGAGUGUGGGAAGAGCUUCACCGAGAGCUCCAAGUUGACCAGACACCAAUGGACCCACCGGUAA